CGACCCACCAUAAACGCGGUCCAAAAAUCACCAAUAAAAUGCCCUUCACCUCCCUUUAGGGUUUCGCAGACAUUUCUCGAAUUCUUCUUCUUCUUCUUCUUCUUCUUCAUAAUCAUCGUCACUGCUUCAAACUUUCAUUACGCAUGACUUGGCGGCUUAAUUAGGGUUUCUUCAUCUUCAAUUUGGACUUAAUUGAAUACGCUGUAAUCCGCAUUUUCGUCCGUGAUUAGGUUUUUCUUCUCGUGGGAGAAUGCCUGCCACGGAUUAUCAGGGAUUAUCAGCGUCGAUUAGCCGUUCAAUUUUGAGUCUCCGCCGUGACCAGAUUCAUUCCAUGGAACCGACGCAUGAGGCCUCCGGUCACGACCUGGAACUCGAAGCUUUUCAAAGGCAGGUCGCGGACCGGUUCCUGGAUCUAUCUUCGGUCGGGUCGGAUGAUUUGCUUUCGCUAUCUUGGAUCCGGAAGCUGCUCGAUUCUUUCCUAUGUUGUCAGGAGGAGUUUAGAGUUAUUCUGUUUAAUAACAGAUCACAAGUUUAUAAGGCGCCUUUGGAUCGGUUGAUCAACGACUUCUUUGAGCGGAGUGUGAAGGCUUUGGAUCUUUGUAAUGCGAUUCGAGAUGGGAUUGAACAGAUCAGAGAGUGGAAGAAACUAAUUGAGAUUGUUCUCUGUGCUUUGGACAAUCGUAGAAUUCUUGGGGAAGGGCAGUUCCGUCGUGCCAAAAAGGCGUUGAUUGAUUUGGCCCUUUCAAUGCUUGAUGAGAGGGAAUCUACUGCGGCUCUUGCUCACCGGAACCGCUCCUUUGGCCGCCAAAACGCUGCGUCUUCUAGAGAUCAUCGGAAUUUUGGCCAUUUUAGAUCGUUAUCGUGGAGCGUGUCGCGGUCUUGGUCCGCCGCCAGGCAGCUCCAGGCGAUUGGGAAUAAUUUAGCGGCGCCCAAAGCUAAUGAAAUUGUUGCUACUAAUGGAAUUGCCGUGGCUGUUUAUACCAUGAACUCAAUUUUGCUGUUUGUAAUGUGGGCUCUGGUGGCGGCAAUACCUUGCCAGGACAGGGGGUUGCAAGUGCAUUUCUCGAUUCCUAGACAAUUCUCCUGGGCUGUGCCGAUAUUGUCAUUACAUGAGAGGGUGCUGGAGGAGUCAAGAAAGCGUGAUAGGAGGAAUGCGUGCGGGUUGUUAAGGGAGAUUUAUCAGAUGGACAAGUGUACUAAAGCGUUGGCUGAAAUGGCUGAUUCUGUUCAGUUCCCUUUGACAGAGGAAAAAGAGGCAGAGGUGAGGCUAAGAGUGCAAGAAUUGGGAAAGGUCUGUGAGGUGAUAAAGGAGGCGUUAGACCCAUUGGAAAGACAAGUAAGAGAUGUGUUUCACAGGAUUGUUCAUAGCCGAACUGAAGGGCUUGACUCUUUGGGUAGAGUGAACCACAACGAUUGAUAUCAUUGCUUGUAAGGAUUGGACGGAAUGUUUUUCGGUGCUAAACAAGAGACACACACAGGAUGUUUUGAGGCGUGCUCUCAAAAUAAAAGGGUAAGGAAGCUAAAAUAAUUUUAAAAAAAAGUCGUGUAUUUAUCAACAAAUAUAUUGUGUAAAGGAAAUGUAGGAUAUGGAAAUUCAGACUCAUGUGGUCCAUGUUGCUGAUCUCCAGCUUUUCAUUGCGACUGUAUAAUCAAAUCCCAGUAAAUUUAAUAUUGUUAUUGUA
Molecule: messenger RNA, 1682 nt
Organism: Manihot esculenta (cassava)
Lineage: Eukaryota; Viridiplantae; Streptophyta; Magnoliopsida; Malpighiales; Euphorbiaceae
Product: protein ROH1
Exons: 1
Coding region: 251-1417 (388 amino acids)
Source: RefSeq, a predicted model, not a curated record